This is a messenger RNA of Torulaspora globosa, 1596 nucleotides long. RefSeq names its product ubiquitin-conjugating protein DMA2 (gene DMA2). The record is from RefSeq and is a predicted model, not a curated record. NCBI's taxonomy places the organism in Eukaryota, Fungi, Ascomycota, Saccharomycetes, Saccharomycetales, Saccharomycetaceae. The coding region runs from base 1 to 1596 and encodes 531 amino acids. The transcript has a single exon. Gene Ontology annotation, molecular function: ubiquitin protein ligase activity; protein binding. Gene Ontology annotation, cellular component: cytosol; ubiquitin ligase complex; mitotic spindle pole body. Gene Ontology annotation, biological process: mitotic spindle assembly checkpoint signaling; protein ubiquitination; ubiquitin-dependent protein catabolic process.
AUGUCUAACUCGAUUGCGGUUUCGUCAGCGGGCGCUCAGAUGAGUAGCAGUUCCGGUAGCAACACGAAUAGUACGGCACGGGUGACAAGUGGUAAUCAAGGUAGCAGUGGUGGAAGUGGGAGUGGCGGAGGUUCUCAGAGACGGAGAAGCUCGGGUUUGGGGUCGUUGUUGAAUACUUUUGGCAUAAGGCAGAAUGCGAGCAGCAAUAGCAAUGGGAAUGGCACAGGUGCGGAAGGCAGCAACGGCCGAGUGGAGCAGGGUGAAGCGGUAGGACGGAUGCCAGAGGUUAAUUUUGUUCAGAUCAAGUCGCCAGCGCAGGCUCACACGCAUCCACGCUGUGGACAGCAGGAUUUGGGUGCUCAGCAGCUGCCAAUAGCGAUCUCGUUGCUGCCCCAGCGGGAGAGCGGCGGGGCGUGUCCGGGAGAGCAGCAGCGGGGAGCCGCGUCUGCGUCGACGUCUCCACUGGGAGGGCUGGCAGCGAUCUCGCACCAGCAGAUGUAUCCAGUGGCGGUGAACGCGCCGAUCGCAGACAUCGAUCCGCUGAACCCGGAGGGCUACACUACACAGGGCAAUACCGACGACAACUCGAAUGGCAGCAGCGGGAACGCGCCUGGCGGCGCUGCUGCUGGCGCGGUGGGGCAGCAGGGCACCUCAGAGAACAUUGCAUCGUUGAAGAACCUACGACAUUACAUAUACGCAGCAGACCAGCCCAACGUGGACGAGUUGUUGAACCUGGACUUGCCCCGGAACGUUGCGGCGCCCGAGCCAGUGGAUAGGGAGACGGUCGAACAGAGAAAGGAUAAGAACGGGCUGUUCAGCAUAAGGCUGACUCCGUUCAUCGAUGGGUCGUUCUCGACAAGUCCCGGUCUGGCGUUUGACCCCGUGAUAAGAACUGCAGGUCCCGGUUCUCAGCUGGUCAUAGGACGCUACACCGAGAGGGUUAGAGAAGCGAUCGCUAAGAUCCCAGAACAGUACCAUCCUGUGGUCUUCAAAUCCAAGGUGGUCUCAAGAACACACGGGUGCUUCAAGGUAGAUGGCCAGGGAAAUUGGUACAUCAGAGAUGUCCGGUCCUCUAGUGGUACUUUCUUGAACCAUCAGAGGCUGGCUCCGGCGUCCACGCUGUCAAAAGACACGCCGAUCCAUGACGGCGAUAUUUUGCAACUGGGGAUGGACUUCCGCGGCGGCACUGAAGAGAUCUAUCGUUGUGUAAAGAUAAGGGUUGAGCUCAACAGGUCUUGGAAGAGAAGGGCAAACGCUUUUAAUAAGGAGGCGUUGCAGCGAAUAAGGAACUUGCAGAAACUCACAAUGGGCAUCGAGGAGGAGGAUUGCUCCAUCUGUCUGUCAAAGAUCAAACCAUGCCAGGCUAUGUUCAUUUCACCUUGUUCGCAUUGCUGGCAUUUCCAGUGUAUUCGGCGACUGGUCAUGACUUCCUACCCUCAGUUUGUUUGCCCAAACUGCAGACUAACGUGUGACUUGGAAGCUAGCUUAGAGAACAGCGACUCGGAGACUGAGAGCGAUGACGAAAGUGAAGGUGGUCAGCUGGUUGACGAAAUGGGAGUUUUGCUCGAGGAUCCUAAGGAUAUCAAUAUGAAUUAG